AUGCCGGGCCAUGGCAAUGGGAUGUUGAAUCCCAACGACGUGACCAUUGAUAUCCCACUCACGGAGACGACUUCCCGUGGCCAAACGGGCGCCCGUAAAUGGAAUACCAAUACCAGCCCCCAGGACGGGGCCUCGCAGACCACCGAGAAGGCACCUAUCGUUGGCCACCAUCGGGGUCCUGGCCGCAGGCGUCGCACGGAUACUGAUAUAAAUGAAUUAUCUGGAAAGCCUGCUGAGUCGCCCGAGGACGGUACUAUCAACCGUAUGGGACGUUUCUACCAAGCUGUCUUGAAUUACUCUCUCAUCACUCGUUACUUGAUUUAUGUUCUUCCCAUUGCGAUUUUGAUCGCGAUUCCGAUCAUUGUUGGCGCUACCGUCGCGACGAACGCGAAAAUUGGUGGUGUUCAUCUCUACUGGUUCUUUACUUGGAUUGAGAUUGUCUGGGUCAGCCUGUGGGCGGCCAAGAUCUUCGCCCGUUACAUUCCUUAUUUCUUCCAGUUCUUGUGCGGUAUCGUCAGCUCCGGCACCCGCAAGUAUGCGCUUAUUCUGCGCGCCCUCGAGACUCCCAUUGCGCUUUUGAUUUGGGCUAUUAUUUCCCUCGUGACCUUCCUGCCGGUUAUGACCUUGAAUCCUGGUAAGCAGGAGUCCGGCGACACGGGUGUCAAGGCGUGGGAGAAGACCAUCAAGAAUAUUCUAUUCGCGCUGCUCGUCUGCAGCAUCAUCUACUUGGCCGAGAAGGCCCUUGUGCAGCUCAUCUCGAUUAGUUACCACCGCAAGCAGUUCGAUGCCAAGAUCCAGACCUCCAAGCGCAAUGUGCACUUGGUCUCUCUCCUCUUCGAGGCCUCGCGCAAUAUGUUCCCCGUCUACUGCCCUGAGUUCAAAGAGGAGGACUCGCUCAUUUUCGACUCCAUCCUGGCGCAAGCUGGCACCAAUGGCGGCAAGCGGUCAUCCGCUAUGCCCCUCCGCAUGCUUCGUCAAGUCGGCAAGAACGUCGGUCGUGUUGGCGACAAAGUCACCGCCGCUUUUGGACACGUCGCGUCGGAGCUUACUGGUAAGCAAGUGUUUAACCCGACUUCGACGCACACCAUGGUUAUCGAAGCCCUCGAGCGCAGGCGCCACGCUGCUGCCCUGGCCCGACGUAUCUGGAUGUCGUUUGUUGUCGAGGGCCGUGAGUCUUUGUACAUGGAUGAUAUCGUUGAAGUCCUAGGUGCCGAGCACGAGGCUGAGGCCGAGGAGUGCUUCAUGGCUCUUGACAGGGACGGCAACGGUGAUAUCAGUCUUGACGAGAUGGUCCUGACCAUCACUGAGUUUGGACGCAUGAGAAAGGCCCUGAACCACAGCAUGCACGAUGUCGACCAGGCUAUUCGUGUUCUGGACAACCUGCUCAUGUGUGUCGCUGGUCUGGUCGGUGUUCUUGUCUUCAUUUCUUUUGUGACCACUGGAUUCGGUACUGUCAUUGCAGCUGGUGCCACCUCGCUGCUUUCCCUCAGUUUCGUCUUCUCCGUUACCGCUCAAGAAGUCCUUGGUUCCUGCAUCUUCCUCUUCGUCAAGCAUCCUUUCGAUAUCGGCGAUCGUGUCGAGGUCAGCGACAAGCCUUUCAUCGUCGAGCGUAUCUCGCUUCUUUUCACUGUCUUCCGCAAUGUCACCGACUCCCGCAUCACGCAGGUGCCUAACAAUAUUCUAAACAGUCUCUGGGUUGAUAACUUUACUCGCGCCAAUGCUAUGCACGAACAGCUUGUCAUCCCCGUAGCCUUCGACACUAGCUUUGCCGAGGUUCAAUUGCUGCGUCAGGAGAUGGAGAACUUCGUCCGCGACAAGGAGAACAACCGUGACUUCCAGCCUGAUAUUGACAUCGAGCUCGAUGGCGUUGGUGAUAUGGACAAGCUCCAACUGCGCGUUGACAUCCGUCACAAGUCUAACUGGUCUAACGAGACUAUUCGUGCUGCCCGACGGUCUAAGUUCCUGUGUGCUUUGGUCCUAGCCGUCCGCAAGAUCCAGGUUCGCGCUCCAGGUGUUGCCCUUCCCGACGAAGAGACCGCGGACGCCGCAGAUGGUGAUGACAAGGGUGAUGAUGCCGGCGCUGGUGCAGGUGCAGGUCGCCGCCAGUCUGCUCAGGGAGGUGGUGCCGACUCUUCUAAGCCCAACCCCGGUGCCGCCGCUGCCGCCGCGGGUAUCCUCAACUACGAGAACACAGCCCAAUCGACAGGAUACGACCAAACCCGUUCAGGAACAAUCACCCACCGUGGAUCAACUCAUACCAACGCUGAGCGCGAAGCCGCCAUCGUCGAACUGCUCAACGCCCGCUCCCCAGCCGUCGACGCCGGCCGUGACAACUACGACAGCCACGAGAACGCCCUCCAUCGCACUGCCACCAAUGCCUCUAACCAAGGCAACCAGCUAAACGUGCACACCGGAAGCGAAGGCCUCAACCGCGGCCUGUCAACCGGCCACCGCAAGCUCGGCAGUCACGUCUCCUACAACGAGCACGAUGCGCCCAGAAACGCUCCUCUUUCCCCAGUCCCCGCGGGCAUGACCCCAUCCUCAAGCCAAGUCCCCAUCCUCGAGACCCCCAAGCCAGGCUCCCGUCACAGUGCCCGCUACGAGCCCCGUCCUCACUCGGGCCAGGACCAAACCCAGAGCACCGUCCAGAUGGUGGGCUCACCAGACCCUAACCCCUUCGACGGCGGUUACUACUCCCACGAUACGGGGUACAAUCAAAUUCCGGUUGGCGGUUACAGUGUUGAGAACACACCGGCACGCGAACGUCACGAUUCAAAUCCCGAUAUCUCUGGCGUGACCGCGUCCAGCAAUUACCAACUCUCGGAUCGAUAUGACCCCGUCUCCCCGCCGUCUAUCUACUCCCCGCCACAGCCGUCGAUCUCACAACAGGGUGCGGCUUACAAUACUGCACCGCUGAGGAAGAAGGAUAAGUCUCCAUAUGGGGAGCAUGAGGCUUGA
This is a messenger RNA of Penicillium crustosum, 2958 nucleotides long. Its product is annotated as serine/threonine protein kinase. Gene Ontology annotation, molecular function: calcium channel activity; calcium ion binding. The transcript has a single exon. The coding region runs from base 1 to 2958 and encodes 985 amino acids. Gene Ontology annotation, cellular component: membrane. The record is from RefSeq and is a predicted model, not a curated record. Gene Ontology annotation, biological process: intracellular calcium ion homeostasis; calcium ion transmembrane transport. Lineage: Eukaryota; Fungi; Ascomycota; Eurotiomycetes; Eurotiales; Aspergillaceae.